Messenger RNA from Neurospora tetraspora, 3360 nucleotides. RefSeq lists its product as uncharacterized. The coding region runs from base 1 to 3360 and encodes 1119 amino acids. The transcript is spliced from 3 exons. Lineage: Eukaryota; Fungi; Ascomycota; Sordariomycetes; Sordariales; Sordariaceae. The record is from RefSeq and is a predicted model, not a curated record.
AUGGAUAUUUAUCGAGCAUAUGAGCUUCACUUCCGGUUGAGCAAGGAAGUAGACGAUCUCGAAAAGGAACUCGAGGCCGAGAAGCAAAAUGCAUCACGAGAGCUGCAGAAAGCGAAAAAUGAGAUCGAGGACAGAAGGCUCGAGGAGAGGUUAAUGCUCCAGAAAAGCCUCGGUACCAUACCUCCGAACCUCGGGCAGUUUAUUGAAGACAAGCGAGACUUUUAUCUGCGUCAAGCUACUCAAAACUACGAGGCAAGGUUGGAAAACGACCGGAAAAGGUUUGUCGAAAAGGUUUCCGCCGUGAACGAGAAAUGGAGAACGCUACCUUUCGACAUAGAAGAUACUUCAACUCCAUUUACGGAGCUGCCAUUAUCGAGACUGUCGCUACCUCUAGGCACGAAGGCACCUGAGCUGUCGAAUGGUACAAGGACACCUGGAAUGCCCAUGCCCAUGCCUUCUUCUACGCAAAAACCUCUGCCUCCCACGCAGCUUGCGCCUAGAGCUCACCCAGCGGCUGGUUUUCCUGUCUUUAACCCGUCAAAUCUGUUACCUAAGCCACCGACGGCAGUCCCUGCAGCAUCGGUGCAGAAGACUGUGCCCGCUUCAUCUACUUCCAAGCGUCCCAUCACAGAGACUCAGUCUCCUAACGAGAUGAUUGCAAACGAGCAACAACCGGCAAAGCGUCCAUCCACGAAACGAUCCAUCACUUUCACUGAGGUGUACCAAGACGGCAAUGCCAAGUUCAAGCACAUCAUAGUCGAGUACCCUCCUGAGAGCGGAGAGUUUUACAUUCUCAAGUGUGAUGACCAUGGCGUUCACUUUGGAGCCAAUCCUCUCGCGGGAGCUGCUAAACACCUGGCAAGUAGGAUGCAUGACCACCAGUCCAAGAACUAUAGCGUUGCUAUUGAUACUCUGGGCUUUCGCGUCAUUGGGUGCAAUGCAGAAUUGGCACGGAUGAACAACACAGCGGUCGAAGAAGCUGCCGUAAACGGAUACAGGCCGGUCAACUUGCUUCAACUGAGCGUGGGAAAACGGGCGCGAUAUGUGGAGGCGAAUCCCGAGUUUGCUAAUUCCUUUCCCACUCCCAUUCCUCCUCUAGCCUCACCAGCAGCUGAGGCACUGGUUCCCGCGAUGGCACCGCCUUCGUUGCAAGAGACCGCUAGUCCGGCGAUGGCACCGCCUUCGUUGCGAGAGACCGCUAGUCCGGCGAUGGCACCGCCUCCGUUGCGAGAUCCCUCUACCCCUAGUCCGGCGAAAGACCGACGGAAGAGCUUGCACGUGCGGACACCGUCGGAUCGCAGCACACGUUCAGCUGUCUUAAUUCCCGAUCCCAAACCAGCUAGCCUCUACAAAGGGUUUUGGGUUCAAGACAAACGGCAUUAUCCUGUCAUGGUCUUGCCGGUAAAAGAGGCAGACUUGAGUUCAGUCGGACUCCAAAAGACACUAGAGGAUAUCAAGCUCUUGCAGAACGUGCCUCUUUGCUAUAAACUUGGUAAAAUAGCAGGAGGAAAGAUCAAGUUCGAAGGGUGGGCCCCGGGGUACGAGGAUGGCGGGCCUUUGGUCAAGCUUAGGCAGGUGCCGGUCAUGUAUUUUGACCGAGACAUGUCGUUCGGCUGGCUCUCUAUUAAGGAUAUUUCAGCAUUUGACUUUGAUGACCCGGACUGGCGUCAAAUACCCUACUUUCAAAAGGCUGUUGAGCACUGGGAAAGUCUGAACAAGGUGGGCGCGGACGGUGCACAAGAACCUCGCUUGGAACCUAUCCCGGCAACUCUCCCAGAACCCGCACGGAAUCCAGCCGCCCCGGCAGCAGCAGCGGCACCAACAGCCUCAAUGGCACCAACAGCCUCAAUGGCAUCAACAGCAUCAACAGGGCCAACAGCAGCUUCGUCUGGACCUCAAUCUGUCCCGGCGGCAGUCCCACAACCCACACAGAAGCCAGCAAUUCCAGCAGCAGCAGUGGCACCAAAACCAGCACCGCCUCGACCUCAACCUGUUUCGGCGGCUGUCUCCAAACCCCCGGCAGCAGUAGUAGCACCACCCAGAGCAGCUCCGUCUCGACCUCAACCUGCCUCGGUGGCUGUCUCUAAACCCCCCACGGUGGUAGUAGCACCACCUACAGCAGCUCCGUCUCAACCCCAAACUGCCGCAGCGACUGUGACAAAGCCCACGCGGACUCCAGCUGCUCCGACAGCAGUAAUGCCACCAACAUUAGCUUCGUCGCGACCUCAGCCAGUGUCAGCGGCUGUCCCUAAAUCUCCGGCAGCAGCAGUAACACCACCAACUGCCGCGGCGACUCCUACAAUGUCAAAGCCCGUUGCUCCUAGCACUGUGAGUGUACCAAUUCAGUCGGGUCCGAACGGCAUUCCCCCGGCCGUGGUACGGUUGGCGGAGAUCGCUAAGACCGAUCCUCAGCUUAGAGCUCUGAUAGAGAGAGUGAGUUCGAAGCAGGGCACUAAGGAGGAGAAUGAACGGUUAGAGAGCAUCGUUGACCGCAUUGCUUUGGAGCUUAGUAGCUCUGGUGAAGCGGUAGCAGCUACAGUUCAGCUUUUACAACCCAAUUCGGUCACUUCAGACCCCAAGAAUGCGACGGCGCGGGCCGCAGCUUUUGGAGCACCAGCCAGCCGGCCGCCUUCACUAGCAGCUCCGAGCCUAAAGGAGGGCAAGAAGGGUCAUGGCACAGGUCUUAAAUCACCGGAGUCAUCUAAGCCGCCAACACCGCAGUUGAGCAAGGCAGCAAUCCCGGCGGCGGCGGCCCCGUCUCCCUUGGUCACAGCAGGCCCGACGCCAGACUCUAGCAAGGCUAGCUCGCGUACUACCUCUCCGACUGAGGCUCCUACCUCUACCCCGAUCAACAACCCGCCAGCCAAGCCGGCAACCUUUGUCAAACCCGAGAAUGGGGUCACCACGACGCCGCCGACAACGAAGACGACGCAGCCUCAGAACGAGAAGUUUGAAGUGUCCAUCGAGAAGGGCAGCUGGAACGUGGAGACUAAGUGCCCCAUGGAGGACAACCUUUCAGUCCGGUUGAUAGCGUGCAACCAAACCAAGAUUGCUUCCACAGCGCCUGGUAUGGCAUAUAAGUAUUGCCCAUACAAGUUCGAGAUCGACCCCAACAACUUUGCCAGCGUCGUGGUCGAGAAUUGCCCAUCAAACCCAAACGCGAAGACGAUCGUAACGAUGAUCCUCAAGAAGGAGCGAGAGGGCAGCGGAGACAGGACGGUGGUCCUGACGUUCGAUCGGUUCGUGAAUCCGGACACCAAGGCGGUGGAGAGCGGGCGCGUGCAGGCCAGACGGUUCUGUCGGUGGUUGAGGGGGGUUAAUACGAGCAUUGCGUACUCUAACAAGAGGUUGGUGGUGUGA